Ochlerotatus camptorhynchus is the source of this 4362-nucleotide messenger RNA. It is a transcript of the gene Nna1, whose product is annotated as Nna1 carboxypeptidase. The record is from RefSeq and is a predicted model, not a curated record. NCBI's taxonomy places the organism in Eukaryota, Metazoa, Arthropoda, Insecta, Diptera, Culicidae. Bases 278 to 4312 code for a protein of 1344 amino acids. Gene Ontology annotation, molecular function: metallocarboxypeptidase activity; zinc ion binding. Gene Ontology annotation, biological process: proteolysis. The transcript is spliced from 17 exons.
CCCGAUGGGCUCGGGUGGUAAUCCUCGAUCAAACAUGACUCGGGCCGGAGGGCGAAAUUGAUUCGCGCGCGCGUUUUCGAUUUUUCCACUGAAAAAUUUCCCAACUUUCGGUUCCGGGAAAAUUACACCAAAAAGUUACAUUGGAGUUUCAGUACAUAAUUGAACGUGAUUCGAGCCAUUCUCGUGUGAUUUCGUGUGGGAAGAUGUGCAAUGUAGUGACGAUGCGUGAGUGACGUUGUGUGUGGUUUGUGAAACGGUCGUCGGGACAGCUGGAAGCAUGAGCUGGGGAAUGACGGCCGGAGAUCGAGUGAGAUGCCUUCAGACGCAGCUGUUUCCGGUGUGUGCCACACUUGCUGCCAAAGCCGGCUACCUCGGAAGCUUCCUCUCCAACAGCCUCAAAACCAACCAGCUGGAGGUGAACACCGACUCGAAAACGCUCCGCCCGAUCGCUCGCCUCAAGGAACCGCGGGAACUUUUCGCACUGCCGAAGGAACGGGACUAUGACUGCCCACAGCAAGCCCCCAGAUGGCCGAUCGAGUGUCAGGUCCAGGAGGAACGCGUGUAUCACAUCAACUAUGCGCCGGAGUCGCCGGAACCGUACUACCAACCGACGGGGAAGGAGCUCCAGCCCCGGCCCGUUGGCGAGGAGAACGGGGUAAUCGUCUACAACUACAAUCCUACCAGUGCGGUUCAUUAUGAUCGCUGCUCGGACCGAUUCUACAGCAGUCCGGUACUAGAUCUGGACGACGACUCCAACUGGCACUACUUUGGCUACAGUGACGAUGAAGCAAAUGGUUCAUCCACAGACACUGAUACCGAAGACAAUGGUCUUCUGCGGUACGGCCCUAGCGAGUUUAACUCAAAGCUGACAAUCGGCCAGAUGAACGACGAAUCAGAGAUCUUCAUGGGGGGUCAGCUAAAGAAGUUGACAUUGGAACAGCCACAGCCACAGCCUCAUUCGCAAACUUCGGAGUCAUCGUCCAAAGACGAAGAAGAGGACGAGGAGGAAGACGACGCCGAGCAGGUUGACAUUUCGUCCUCUUCGGCAAGUCCCGUUCAGAACAACGGUGCGACUCCCACCCCCGCACAAAACUUCUACGCUAGUGAUCCAGAAUCCGACAACGACUCGGAGGGCGAGCAGAGCAAGCACGAAAUCAAAUCAGCACCAACACUGUUGCACCUCAACUCCACAGCCAUGCAUCACAACAACAGCAACAACCCACUCAACACCGAUACACUUUCGUCAACUCUCGAUGAUGGUUCAUCACCGACUACUUCCGUUCCGCAGUUUAGCCGUUCGACGGUCGGAGGUUCGAAGGCCCAACCGACGGCCCAACCGAAUGCGUUCGAUCCGGACGAUCUGGUCUUCGAGUCCCGGUUCGAGAGCGGCAACCUCGGCCGAGCCAUCAAGAUCACGCCAACCUACUACGAGCUGUACCUGCGGCCGGACAUGUACACCAACCGGCACACACAGUGGUUCUACUUCCGGGUGAAGAACACCAAAGCCAAGAUGGUCUACAGGUUCUCGAUCAUCAACCUAACGAAGCCGGACAGCCUGUACAAGGAGGGCAUGCGACCGUUGAUGUACUCCACGCUGUGCGCCGAGUACAACCACAUCGGUUGGCAGAGGUGCGGGGAGAACAUUGCCUACUUCCGGAACGAUAGCGAAAAUGGCUACAAUCACAGCAACUACCAUCACCGGCCGUGCGACGAUGACGACGAGGAGUUCGUUGGGAAUGCUUCGUUCACGCUGUCGUUCAACAUUGAGUUCAAGUACGACGACGAUACGGUGUUCUUUGCCCACAGCUAUCCGUACACCUAUUCGGACCUGCAGGACUAUCUGAUGAGCAUCCAGCGGAAUCCGGUCAAGUCGAAGUUUUGCAAGCUGCGGCUGCUGUGCCGCUCGCUGGCGGGGAACAACGUGUACUACCUGACGGUGACGGCUCCCUCGACGCACGAGGAUGACAAUCAGAAGAAGAAGAAAGCGGUAAUCAUCAGCGCACGUGUUCAUCCAGGCGAGAGUCCUUCGUCGUGGAUGAUGAAGGGCCUCAUGGACUUUAUCACCGGUGAUUCAUAUGUGGCGAAAAAGCUUCGCCACAAGUUUAUCUUUAAGCUAGUGCCUAUGCUCAAUCCGGACGGCGUCAUCGUGGGAAACACCCGCAGCUCGCUGACCGGACGUGAUCUCAACCGACAGUACCGGACCGUGAUUCGGGAGACGUAUCCGUCCAUCUGGAACACGAAGGCAAUGAUUAGAAGACUGAUGGAGGACUGUGGCGUCGCGAUGUACUGCGACAUGCACGCCCACUCACGCAAGCACAAUGUGUUCAUCUACGGGUGCGAGAAUCUGAAGCGACAUCCCGACCGGCGGCUGCUGGAGCAGGUCUUUCCGCUGAUGUUGCACAAGAAUGUCGCCGAUAAGUUUUCGUUCGAGAACUGCAAAUUUAAGGUACAGAAAAACAAGGAAGGCACCGGACGGAUCGUCGUCUGGGUGCUCGGAGUGACCAACAGCUACACCCUGGAGGCGUCCUUCGGUGGCAGCACGAUGGGUGGCCGGGCCGGGACGCACUUUUCCACGGCGGACUACGAACACAUCGGCCGGGCCUACUGCGAAACGCUGAUGGACUACUACGACGAUAAUCCGAUCAAAGAAAAGCUCCGCAUGAAGAUCCUGACUCGACUUUCGAAGGAGGGCUCCAGCGCGGAGGAACCGCUCAACAUUCCCCUGUCGGAUUACUCCAGCGACGAAGGCGACACCAGCACCAGUAGUUCCGAAGAUGAAGCUGGCAAAGAUAGCAUGGCAGAACUGGAAGGCCCGUGCUGUUCUUCACUGAGGGUACCUCCAUCAUCUCCGGUUCUACCGCAGAAAUUCAAGGGAAACAAAAAGGGCAAAAAGCAAAGUCGCACUCCGACCAGACCGUAUCGGCGAAGAGCCCGCAAUGCGCACCGCAUCGUGCUGGACAUUCCUACGGCCGAACCGGCUAGCGAUUUCUUCGAGUACUCCUCCGACGAGGAAUCGUCUCCGGUGGGCGGUCAGCCUCACCAGAUGGCCGUGUCCGAUACGGAGAAUACGAUCAAGCGGAGCUUCCGGCGGCACCACAAGUUUCGCCAAUCGGAACGGAUCAAGAAGCUGACGAUGCUGGGCUGCGAAACGCAAUAUCUGAUGCCACCGGAACUGAUCGUACGGUCGGCGACGAGUCGAUACAUGUCCGAGGAGGAGGACGACAACAACCGGAUGGUGAUGAGCAUUAUCAAGGAGUUUCCACCGAUCAGCAAGGAGCGCUCGUGGCAGGGAUUCAACCGGAGGAGUGCGGAGAGAAACCGAGCGGAAAUGAUGAAACCGAUGAGCCCGGACCACAUCUUUGCCCAUCUGUCGUUCAAGCGGUCCAUCUGGACCGGAACGCACUCGGACGGGUACGUCAACGAAGCGGCGACCAUCAACUCCCGUCCCCUAUCCUGGGGUGUCCCACCAGUUCUGGUCAAAUCCACCCACUUCGACAACGAAGCCCUGCUGACUGCCUGUUCGCAGAAGCUGGCCGCCUGGAAGGACGAAAAGCGAAGCCUCAAGGAGAAACACUACAAGAGCAUGUCCCGCCUGGCCGCCAAGGAUAAGGAGAAUCGUUCGGCAGUGAGCAGCGCUGCCACCCGGGUGAAGCUGUCCCUCGCCGAUCAGUACAGCGGCGGAAAGCAGAAAGCCUCCUCCGACAAGAAGCAUAGCGAUAGUUCCGAAGGCAGUGGCAUUGCCAAAGUUCGGAGGAAAACCAGAUCGACCCUGAACAAAAUCGUAGAGAAAGCGGAAAUCAUUACUCACCUGUCGCGCAGUGCACGUUCCGGUCACUCCCGUCGGAUGGCAGUCGCCGCAGCAGCUAGUCUUCUCUCGUCGUCCGGUUCUCCCCGGAAGGCCACAAGCACCAGCAAUCUGCUAGGUCCGGUAUCCGGAUCGCAAACCCAACUGCUCGUUUCCAGUCAAUCGCUUAAAACACCAAUCCACACCGGUGGCGGCAAUAAGUUCAAAACCGGCGGAAUAGUCGUAACGGCCGCUCAACCUCUGCACUCGAAGCAACGGAAAACCGCACAAGGACACUUGCGAGCCGUCAGGACACCGUCCAAUGCACCCAGCAACAACAACAACAACAACCAAUCUUCUUCCACUUCACCGACCAAACUGCCCACGACGACCACAAUCGAUAUACAGCUGACCACACUCUGCUCCGAGACGGAAUCUGAAAAGAACGUCAAAAUUGUUAGGAAGCACAAAAAGAAGCACCGGAUCGGCAACAGGGACAAAUCGGCGGCCGGCAGAGUGCCGGCCUGAUCCCGAUAGGAUUGCUCUAUACACUACUCAACGAAAUGCAAAGCAAAUAU